CGCACACGUGUAGUGCGCUGCUCUCUCUCCUCCCGCUGAUAUACUGCGAAACCCCCACACACACUACACACGUGACACCAUCUUGAUUGAGCUCAAGAGCCAUGAGAUGCAGUAAUAUUGGAGCUCUUUAAAACUCUGAUUGGACCACACAUGGAAGGUUGUGUUCAGUUCUGGUUGCCUCCUUAUAGGGUAGAUGUGGAAACUUUAAAGAAAGUUCAAAGGAGAUUUGCCAGGACACUGCCCAUAUUAGAUUACACAACCUAGAGCAAUCUAGGACUUCCCUCUUUUGAAUGAAGGGGGAUGAGAGGCAACUUCAUACAGGUGUAUAAGGUGAUAAAAGGCACAGGUAGAACCUACAGCCAUCACCUAUUCUCCCCGGGUGGCAAUGGCUAAUACCAGAGAACAUGCGUUUAUUGUGAUUGGAAGAAUGUGUAGGGAGGAAUCUGUUUUGUGGAAGCAGAUUCCCGGAUUCGGCAAGAAUGUAUGUGCAGCAUUCUUCAUCAAUGAUAGGACAUGGGCUGGGCUUCUCUGUGAGCAGGUAAUCUAAGGUCAUCCACCUGCAAGGCAACGGUUCGUAUAGACAUAAUUACGAUCGAUACUCGGUUCAGGGCUCGAUCUGUGUGCUUGAGCACGGUGGUAGUCUUGUUAGCCAGAGUCUCCAUUAGAAAGGUCAUAUGUAUGGGUUCCCAGGACAGGCUGGCUCUAUCACACUGGGAAAAGGGUCUUGCGAUGCAGAGUAGAGGGUUUCCACCACCGCUUGCCUCCUGGCCAACAGGAGUGUACUCUAUGGAGAGUUCAGACAAACAUGGCUUGUUUUCUCUGGAUUGCUGUGGUCAGAGGGCGGAACAGACAGAGCUUUGUAAGAUGCUGAUAGAUAGAGUUGACAACCAGUAUCUUGUUUGAAAUGCCUAAUGCCAGAGGGCUUCCGUUUGAGGUGAGAGAGGGAAGCUCUGAAGGAGAUGUGUCGGGACAAAGAGUGAUGGGUACCUGGAGUGUGUAGCCAAGGGUGCUGGACAGAGACACGUAAGGGACUGUUAGAUAUGUAAACAUGAAAGGAGGGGAGGUGCAGGCAGAAGGGACUGAGGUUAAUUUAGCAUUGUGGUUGCCCAUUCUUUCCAACCUCAUUUUCAUCUGCAAUUGAAGAUAUUCAGAUUUUCUAAGGGCUUCAUAAGGACAGUGACCUGAAAGGUUAAUACUGCUUUUUUUCUACACAUGCGGUGACUGUUCUAACUUGACAAAACAUCGCCUGUCAAUAUGAAGAUAUUACAGAUUUUGACAAUGCUCAUAUGGCCAGGCAGCGUCUACAGUGGGAAAUGAACAGUCGAGGUGUCAGGCUGAGACCCUUAAUCAUGUGGAUUUUCAAACUUUAUCCUCAAGAUAAAGUACCUGGAAAUUAAAGGGUCUUGAGUUGGUCAACGCAGGCAGUUGCAGUGGAGUAUUCGAGAUAUGUUUACCUUCACAGCUGACAGCUCUGUGAAGACUUGAUUUUAUUUAUUUUUUUUUUUUUGCAUAUUGGUUACAGACCAAACAGCUGUGUCUUGGUGGAUUUUCACUUUCGGUGGUAACAACCACAGCACUUUAGAGUUAACUGUUGAAAUUCUAGUGAUUUGAAUUUUGCAUGUAUCGCUAUUAAGUUGAGAAUCUAACUGUGUCAAUUUUCUAUCUGUUCCCAUGGAAGAUGUUCAUGAGAAACACAAGAAGACACUGUGGGAAGAAACUGAAAAGCUCAGAGUGAACACGAUCCUGUUGAGUGAGAAGGUGAAGGUUUUCAAGCUGGUUGAUCGAUACGCUGAGCUGACGGUCAUUUCUUCUGUUCGAGAACGGAGGUUUGUGGAACACGAGCUGCUGGCAAGAGGCCGAGACCAUGAGGAGUGGAGAAUGAAGCAUCUUCGGGGAGAGUUGGAAAAAAUCCGUGCCGAUCAGUUGCUUCAAAGUAGUUUUUCCCAUAACAUAACUUACUGGCAGCAAAUAAAGAGAUUCUUAGGAUUUGACUCUGUGAAUCCAACAUCAGUGAACAGUGUGAAACCUGGGAAUUCAGCAGCAGUGGCCGGAGUCCCGGGCAUCGGGAAAACAACAAUGAUGCAGAAGAUUGUUUAUGACUGGGCCACGGGGAAAAUAUACCAACACUACCAUUUUGUGUUCAGUUUCAAAUUCAGGGAUCUAAACACCAUUAACCGUGAAAUAAGCCUGACGGAAUUGAUUCUGCAACAGUAUCCUUACUUUGAGAAUAGUCUGGAAGAAGUCUGGAAGAACCCGGAGGGAUUGCUGUUUAUAUUUGAUGGUUUGGAUGAACUGAAGGAUGGGAUUGAUUUUACUGAGAGUCAGAGAGACACAGAACCUCAGCAAUGCUGUGCAGACCCAGAAUUCCGGUGCCUCGUGUCAGACAUUGUGUACAAUUUAAUCCAGCACAAACUCCUCCCAGGGUGUUCAGUGCUGGUGACCACCCGCCCCACUGCGUUACAUUCAUUGGAAAAGGCCGAGAUCAGUGUCUGGGCUGAAAUCCUGGGAUUUGUUGGUGAGGAACGGAAGGAAUAUUUCAAUAGGCAUUUUGAAGAUCAGACGGUGGCAGCAGCUGUUUUCAAACAUGUGAAGGAGAAUGAGAUCUUGUACACCAUGAGCUACAACCCCUCCUACUGCUGGAUCCUCACUCUGGCACUGGGACCCUUCUUCUCAAAAGGAGACAAGGACCCACAGCAAGUUCCCAAGACCAUCACCCAACUAUAUUCCUACUAUAUUUACUACAUCCUGAAAAACCACGGCCGUGAGAUCGAGAACCCCCGUGAUGUGUUACUCAGGGUUGGUCAGAUGGCCUUCACAGGAGUGUCUGAGAGGAAGAUUGUGUUUACAGAUGGAGAUUUGAUCAAUUACAAUCUGAAGCCUUCCCAGUUCCUGUCUGGUUUCCUGAUGGAGCUUUUGCAGAGAGAGGAUUCUGCCCGGUGUGUGGUGUACACAUUCCCACACCUCACCAUCCAAGAGUUUGUAGCUGCAGUUGCACAAUUCCUGACCUCAGACCUCAAGGAUACUGUGAAGAUCCUCGCUGAAGCCUGCUGCAUGACAGAUGGGCGGUUUGAGGUAUUUCUCCGUUUUGUUGCUGGUCUCUCCUCGGGGUCAGCCUGGCGCUGGAAGGAGUUUCUGGGUCCAUUUCCUGUCGAUACAGCCUGCCAGGUGAUUGACUUUCUGAAGGGGGAGUUCAAACGUCGGAGUGGAAACACAGAGAACGAAGCCGAUAAAAGGAGCCUCCUGAACACAUUGCACUACCUGUUUGAGUCUCAGAAUCGUGUGCUAGCUCAGGAAGCACUAGGGUCUGUGGAAAAACUUUCACUUAGUGGACUGCGACUGACCCCGAUUGACUGCGCGGUCCUGUCUCAUGUCAUCGGACUCUGUGAUACAAUAAAGCACCUCGACCUGGAUCACUGCUACAUUCAGUGUGAAGGACUCCAACGGCUGGCACCCAGUCUCCACAGAUGCCAAGAGUUGGGAUUGGCAAACAAUGAUUUGGGUGAGGGUGAUUCAGCAGUCAACCUAAUCUCUGCAGCUCUGAGGGAUCGGGACUGUAAAAUAGAAAAACUGCGAUUGGGCAAUAACCGUAUCACAGCCUCUCAGACUGCAAUCCUCGCCUCUGCUCUUGUUAAAAACCGCUCACUGACGGAGCUCGAUAUGAAGGAUAAUAGACUGGGAGAUACAGGUGUAAAAGAGCUGUUAGGAGUUCUGAAUAACUCGGAAUGUAAAAUACAGAAAUUGGGGCUGAAGAACAACAGUUUCACAGCUCUUUGCGCCAGGAAUCUUGCCUGCAUUCUCAGAACAAACCACUCACUGAUCAAACUGGAACUGGAUAACAAUAAACUGGAGGAUUCAGGAAUGAAACUGCUGUCUGAGGCUCUGAGGAACCCGCACUGUAAAAUACAGGAAUUGCGGUUAUGUAGAAUCGGUCUCACAGCUUCUGGUGCAGAGUAUCUCGCCUCUGCUCUCGCUACUAGCCCGUCACUGGUGGAUCUUGCCCUGGACUAUAAUAAUCUGGGUGAUUCAGGAGUGAAGCUGAUAUUUGGACCUUUGAAUAGCCCAGAUUGUAAAAUACAGAAACUACGAUUAUGGGAUGUCGCUCUCACAGAUUCGUUCAGUGAGGAUCUUGCUAUGGCUCUCAAAACAAACUGCUCCCUGAAGCUUCUGUCACUGGGUGAUAACAAAAUCGGAGACUCAGGGGUGAAACGUUUGUCUGGGAUGCUGGUGGAGCUCCAAUGUAAACUACUGGAACUAGAUCUGUACAAUAAUGGGCUGACCGAUUCCAGCACGCAGUCCCUCUGCCUCGUUCUCAACAGACUGAGUUCACUGAAAAUUUUGGACCUGGGAGGAAACUCCUUCACAGACGAAUCCACUCACUCGUUCCGCCGGCUGAUACUGCGAUGCAAGAGUUUGAAACAAAUCACGCUUACGGGGAAUCGAUUCACUGCAGAUGGGCAGAAUCAUCUGUUGUCAUUACGGGGAACCAGACGCGGUCUUAAUGUGAAAGUGUGAGUCAUUCAGAUGCAGAAUAUUAUCUCCUCCUGGAUGGGAAUAGUAUUCGUGGAUUUCACAGUCACACCUCCGGAUUUAAACCCUGAACACCUAAAGCUCCAGAUGAGCGUGAGCCUCACCCAUCAUCGGGCCCAGGUGCUGUUUCACGUAUCAUAGCUGACUGGUCGCUUGCCAGAUCUGUCAGUGUCUGAUAACUGAACUUUGUGGAAAUGCCCAGACAGAAAUGGUCAAAUGUCUCCUCCAACUGCACUGCCAAGUGAUAGCGGAAAUCCAAAUCAUUCAUACUCGGUUUGACUUCGUCCGGGCGAGCAGCUGUGCAUUCAGACUGCAAAUGUUAUUCGUCAAGUAUUACCCUGUUUCGUUGUGUUUUGCAUUUAUUGGGAAGAAAGCACAACAUUGCCUCUAAUUCUGUGCUGUAGUGUUCUAUGGUUCCUCAGGAGUAUGCGGAGGUUCAGCAUAUCAUCGAACACUUUGGCAAACGUCAAUAGAGGCAUGGUGAAAAGUGUGCUGACUGGCUGAAUUCCAGCCUGAUACGGGAACUGAAAUGCCUUUCAUUUUCAGUGGGAAAUCCCGACUGGAUUUAGCCUAGUACGUCAUGGGUGAAACCCUCCCAACCAUUGAGCAGAUCUACAUGAAAUGUUGCCAUAGAAAAGCAGCAUCCAUCAUCAAAGAAACUCACCAUCCAAGCCAUGCUUUUCCCUUCCUGCUGCCAUCAGGUAUAAAGUACAAGAACCUUUGGACUCACACCACCAGCUUCAAGAACAGUUACUACUCCUCAGUCAUCAGGCUCUUGAGCAAAAGGGGUAGCGACACUCAUUUACGGUCUGUUACAUUGUUUCCUCAAGCUCGUUAUUUAUUGCUGUUUAUUUAUAUUUACAGUUGCAUAGUUUGUUUACAUUAACUGUUCCUGAUGAUUAUAGUUUAUGGUUACUGUUCUAUGGAUUUGCUAAUUAUGCCCACAGUUAAAAAAAUAUCAGGGUUGUAUGUGGUGACAUGUUUGUAUUAUGAUAAUAAAUUUUACUUUGAAUUUUGAACUAUCGA
This is a messenger RNA of Mobula hypostoma (lesser devil ray), 5553 nucleotides long. RefSeq names its product NACHT, LRR and PYD domains-containing protein 3-like. The record is from RefSeq and is a predicted model, not a curated record. Gene Ontology annotation, molecular function: protein binding. The transcript is spliced from 8 exons. Gene Ontology annotation, cellular component: cytoplasm. The coding region runs from base 1672 to 4512 and encodes 946 amino acids. NCBI's taxonomy places the organism in Eukaryota, Metazoa, Chordata, Chondrichthyes, Myliobatiformes, Myliobatidae.